This is a messenger RNA of Panicum virgatum (switchgrass), 983 nucleotides long. RefSeq lists its product as uncharacterized. Lineage: Eukaryota; Viridiplantae; Streptophyta; Magnoliopsida; Poales; Poaceae. The transcript has 2 exons. The record is from RefSeq and is a predicted model, not a curated record. The coding region runs from base 125 to 556 and encodes 143 amino acids.
UUUGCACGCGCUCUGGAAAACCUAAGGCCCGGUGCGUGAUAUCGAAAAGACACUGUGGGCUGCCAAAUUUUUCCGUGGCCUGCGCCCCCGCCACUGUCGUCCUCACUGCCGUCCCCCCUAGUCAAUGUCCGUGCAUCCUGCAGCCUUCUGCCAUCCUGAUUGCCGCACCCGCAGCGGCGUGGCCUCAUGUGCUGCCACCGGCGCCGGCCUCACCGCCGCCAUCUCCAGCCCGCGCACGCCGCCUCCACACCGGCCUCUCCACCCUCUCCUCGCGGCGGCGCUACCUCGUGGCUCGCGCGUGCCCUGUCCUCACCACCACCCGGCCCGCGAGUGCCCCUCUUCGACAUCCUCCCCGGCCUGCGGCUGCCUCUGGCCCAGGCGCCAUCGUCCUCACCGCCGCCACCGUCCCCAGCCUUCUCCCGCCUCCGCCAACCACCGCCGGUGCGCCGCCCUCCUUGGUAAGCUCCGGUCGGCCCCUUCUCUGCAGAGUGUGCUCCUCCACGAGCUCAACAAAUUCAGAGACAAUCUCCAGGGAGGGCAUAGCAGCAGCAGUUGAAGAUCAAUCUAUGGGGCCACUGGAAGAUUAACCUAUGGGUUGGGUGGGAAGAUCAAACGGGCCCAAGCUGCAAAACAAGUUAGGACCGAAAAACCCAAUAUGGUCCCUGCUUGGGACCCGUCUCAGCUGGUCAACCACAGUUCUGGCUCCGAGUCGGGACUCUGGAUCUGAGAUGACAGAGUAUGAAUAUGCUUCAUUGGAUCCAAGCUCGCCCAAGCCCCGACGUUGCCGCGAUGACAAUGACCUGGAUUUCAGUAGUCCGGUCGAUGAGGUUACGUGUUUUAGGGUUACUUAUGUAUGGAAGAAAAAUUAAGCUUAUCAUUCAUUUCCUACGGGGAAUUUUUCUAAUUUUCUGUCAUCCCAGCUCCAAUCUCGAGUUGUGAAAAAUAAUGACUUUUUAAAUCAAUGUUCUAGUCUCGAGCGGUGA